Messenger RNA from Drosophila grimshawi, 1176 nucleotides. RefSeq names its product prenylated Rab acceptor protein 1. The transcript has 3 exons. The coding region runs from base 394 to 978 and encodes 194 amino acids. Gene Ontology annotation, cellular component: Golgi apparatus. The record is from RefSeq and is a predicted model, not a curated record. NCBI's taxonomy places the organism in Eukaryota, Metazoa, Arthropoda, Insecta, Diptera, Drosophilidae.
GCUGCUUCUGUUGUCUAGCCUAGAGUUGUCAAGCUUGUGAUUUUGCCACAUCAGAGUAAGUUGUUUUUUGUUGUGUGUUCAAACAAUAACAUUAGAUCAGGCAAAAACAUUUGUUUAAAUAAAUUAUUAGAAUGUAUUAAGCGUAAGUUGUAGUGCUCCUUUGUAUGACUACAGUUGCAACUGCAUCCAAUGCAAAACAAAUAGAAGUCUUCAAUAGUUGAACACGUCAGAUCAUUUUGCAGCAUCCGUUGUCGAUAAGCAAAAAAAAAAAAAAAGCAUUUAUCAAUCGGAACCGGAGCCGCGUAGAAGAAAAUAAGCUGCACAGCUGAAGGCCAAUAAGUUGACAAGUAAUCCAAAAAUUAACCGACGUGUCAGCGAUUUUCAACACCUCCAAUGGCAGAAACAAGCAUUGAUGUCAGCGGCGAGAUGCAAAUGCCGCCGCCACGUCCAACCGGUGGUCAGACAAAAUUCGGCUUCGAUCUGCAAAGCCUGCAAAGCUUGCCCUCACCCAUGGAGUUGAUACAAAUGGUGCGACUCUCGUUGCGUCCGUGGACUGUGUUCUUCAACAUUAGCAACUUCAAGAGCGCAGUUAGCAUGCAACGCCUCAAGAAUCGUGUCAUGCACAAUUUAUCAUAUUUCCAAAGCAACUACAUAUUCGUAUUUAUUGUGCUGAUGAUCUACUGUCUUAUUACAUCACCGCUUACUCUGCUGGUCUUAGCCGCUGUGGCAUACGGAGCUCACAGAAUACGCUCUUCGAAUAGAAAUUUAACGAUCAUGGGACAUACGGUAACGCCAAAGCAGCAAAUUAUUGGCCUGCAUUUGGGGGCGGCGCCGCUGCUCUUCCUAGUGGGAGCUGGGGCUGUGCUGUUUUGGACAUUGGGCGCUUCCUGCUUUGUAAUUUUCAUGCAUGCAGUUUUCUACAAUAUUGAUGCAAUAGUCACGGAGGAAAACGAAGGAUUUUUAGCGCAGGUCGUCUAAAUGUCCGAUGAAUAUACGACCGAAUAUUUUAUAUACUUCGCAUAUAGAUGCGCUAAUCCUUAGCGGGUUAAUUGCCACACAGGGGCCUUAUUAGAGGAUAAGUUGCAAUAUAUAUUUAUACCGAAUCCGAAAUGUAGUUAAUAUUUAUCAACUCAGACAACAAACGAAGAAAUACAUUAACAACGACAAGAAACGUAA